Molecule: messenger RNA, 1683 nt
Organism: Marchantia polymorpha subsp. ruderalis
Lineage: Eukaryota; Viridiplantae; Streptophyta; Marchantiopsida; Marchantiales; Marchantiaceae
Source: the annotation of a GenBank genome assembly
CAGCACAACCGAAAGAAGAGCCUGCAGCUGCUGCUGGAGCUGCUCCUGCACUGCACUCCAGCUCUCGCAGUCUUUGUCGAUGCGCCUCGUCGGGCCGGGCUGUCAGUCGGUCUUCCUUUCUUUGCUCGAUUCUAUCGUAUGAACUUUUUCCUCGGAGGACGAGGCGGUGAGGUGGAUGUGGACGUUGUUGGCAGCUGCGAUUCGUCCCGGGCAAUUGUGAUUGUGAUUGUGAAUGUGAUUGUGAUUGUCGCCGAGGCCGACCGAGGUGUUGGUGCGCGAUGGCUGCAGUUGCAGAAGGCUGUCAGAUUGAGAGUUUGUUCCGUGUGAGAGUGGAUGUGCGUUGCAGGAGACGUGAUUGAGUUCCGAGUGAGAUUUUUUCCUCCUGCUUCGUUGCAGGGGUGAGGGAUCGAAAAGCGGGCGCGAGUGUGAAGGACAUGAGUGAGUUGGAUUGAGGCAGGGAGCGAAGGAAGAGUGGACAGAAUGGCCAGCGCUCGGCAGCCGGAGCGGAAAUCGAGCAAGAGUAAGGGCAAGCAGAGUGUGCAAGAUUCGAUGGGAACGGAAAAAGGUUUAGCCGAGGGUUCUGGUAGUGUGUCGAGUUGGAAUGAGAGCGUUGAUCGAUUACUCGAUGCAUCGCCACGAUACACGUCCGCUGUGCGCGCUGCCUACUCCCGAUUCUGCCUUCCAACGCCUGAAUCUGCUAUCCCUCCAGCUCUUCUACUCUCAGCUCUUCAAUAUUUUCUGCAGAAAAUAAUCGAAGAUCUCGAUGUGAAAGCGGGGAAGCUCUGCCUUCGACCUGUGACACAGGAUGAUGUUGAUACGAUCAUGGAGAGCGACGAAACCCUAGCACGGAAGCAGGGUCAGCUAUUUGAUUUCGGGACAUUCGAUCUUUGUGCACGUUGUCUUCUGAAGCGUGUGGCGCUUGACCGAGGAAAGCGUCUUGGACUUUUCAUGUUAGGAGGAGUAAUUGUGGUGCACAUGGCCAAGAGCACGGUGAAAAGGAUCCCAUUCAUCGGUCCCCCUGUCAGCGCGUUCGUGAACGCUCUGGUGCCUACAACUCUUAUGGGUCCUGCUGUGGGUGUCGCGGGAGCAAUGUACCUGUAACUAAACUUUUACAUCUCCAGAUGUACACAAUUUGCAGACUACACCUUCACCGCCUCCCUGUGUUGAGGGCAAGUAGUCUCGAAAACAACCUGCUGUGCCCUUAUGUUCUUCUGAGGAUCUGGGGGCGGCCAGAUGGUCCUUUCUGAAGAGGAGUCUCAUUCUCUGGCUGAAUUGACAAAUGUACAUACGUGGCUUCUUAGAAACGUGUGACAGUGUCUCCUCAAAGACACGAUACUCUUCUCUAGUUUGGCUCGGCAGUAUUAUUCAAUUAGUGUACUGGCUCUGUCUCUCCACUCUUCAGGCAUCGCGGCCCAAGCCGCCGGAUGGGGUUUUCGUACGUCUGGUCUUUGCGUGCAUCUAAAUAUGAAAAAUAUAUGUACCUGAGUACGAUCAAUGUGACGGAGGCUACCUUCGCAAUCAUUACAGGAUGCUGUUCAUCACAACAGCGCACGCAUUCAAAGCCGAAAUCUCUGUACAACCUGUAGAUGUUCCUUGAAGGAGGAAUUGGCUAUCAAUUCUUGGUAGUCGGGCUGUCUUCGCUUUAUAAAUCUGCCGUUGAAUAACAUUGAUUUUCUUGCAUCA